This is a messenger RNA of Bacillus rossius redtenbacheri, 1268 nucleotides long. RefSeq names its product ubiquitin-conjugating enzyme E2 J2-like. The transcript has 5 exons. Bases 224 to 946 code for a protein of 240 amino acids. The record is from RefSeq and is a predicted model, not a curated record. Lineage: Eukaryota; Metazoa; Arthropoda; Insecta; Phasmatodea; Bacillidae.
GUGUUUAUGAUCAGCCAAACUCCCCCCCCCCUUUUUUUUUCUUUCCCAUCACAAUUUCUAACUCAAUGGUGUUUACAUUCUCGUCAUUAUCUGUGGUUGGUUGUCGUAGAUCGUAGAUGAGUUGAAGGUUGAAAGUGUAAAUUUGUAGGUUUUGUUUCAUAAUAUUUUUACUUUGAGUAUACGUUGUCAAUUAUGUUAUUGUUUUCUAAGUGAUGGAAAGUUGAUGAACAGAACCACCAUGUCUGGACGUAGAACCAACACGGCCACUGCUCGCCUGAAGCAGGACUACUUGCGCCUGAAGAGAGACCCAGUGCCGUACAUCGUCGCGGAGCCCUUGCCGUCCAACAUGCUGGAGUGGCAUUACGUUGUGAUAGGCCCACAAGAGACACCUUAUGAAGGGGGCAUGUACCAUGGCAAGCUUGUUUUCCCUGGGGAGUUUCCUUUCAAGCCUCCAAGUAUUUACAUGACAACACCAAAUGGAAGGUUCAAGACCAACACGCGACUGUGCUUGUCCAUAAGUGACUUCCACCCGGACACAUGGAACCCUGCCUGGAGCGUGUCCACCAUCCUCACGGGGCUGCUCAGCUUCAUGAUCGAGAAGAGCCCCACGUACGGCAGCACCGAGUCCUCGGAGUACGAGAAGCGGCAGCUGGCGGCCCAGAGCUUGCAGUUCAACCUGCGGGACAAAACUUUCUGCGAACUGUUUCCGGAUCUUGUUUCGGCGAUCAAGACUGAGUUAGAGAGGAGGGCGGAAGCAGAGCGUUCGGCACGCAACACAUCCCAGUCUGUGUCGUCCAGCGACAUGCAGACGCUCUUCAGGAACCAGUUCGGCCACAACGAGCAGUCUCCUCUGCACAGCGCCAUCACCAACAUCUGCGUGAUCAUCGGGGUGGCAGCAUUCGCCUACACCGUCAAGUACGUCCUGCGGAGCAUAGCGACGGAUUGAGGCGGUUCCCCCUGGUCGGCGUGGAACACAGACUUUGUGAAUCAUGCUGUAGUGCAGUAUUCUCCAACUUAUCAUGAAAUAUUUUUGUUGCAUAAAAAGUAAUAUAUUUAUACAUGUUUUUUGAGUGACUCGUCCAAGGACCAUAUUUUCUUUGUGGAUUAUUGAUAUAAUCUUUAGAUAAAACUGAAUACAUUUUUGUACAAGUCACACGUACUAAUCAUACGAUACUUGAGCUUGGCGCUGUUUAAUGUAUUUUACAAUAUUCAGAUAAUCUAAAUAUACUUGAAUAUAUUGUAGUAUAAUAAAAGUUGUAAAAAUAUUC